CAUCAAAACAACAUCAAGUAGAAAUUGUUGGAUUGAUUUCAAAAAGGUGGGAAUAUGAGCAAGAGUUUCCAGUUCAGUACUGAUGCUUUGACGAAUGAUGAUGAUGUUGGGGAGGACAUUGAAUCAGAAUAUGAUAUUAAUCCAAGUCUGCUGAAUGCUAAAUAUUCAGGUUUCAAGAAACAAUAUGAAGAGGAAGAGGAGGAAGAAGAGGAAGAAAGUGAUAAUGAUUAUGAUGAUAGUACGAUAGAUGAUGUGAAGGAAACCAUGUACACUGGUGAUAUCAAUGCUAUAGAUGAAGGUGAUGAUGAUGUUAAUUACUAUUUGAAAUCAACACUUCGGAUAAUUUACAAAGUUAAACAAAAUUGGAUCAAGAUUUUAUUAUAUUUUUUGUUAUUCAUAACAAAUUUAGGUAUUAUAAGUUAUUUUAAUAGUAAUAAUGGGGGAAGUGGUGUUGGUGAUCAUAAUGAUAUUAUAAAUAUUCGAAAUUUUGGUGAUCUAACUAAAAACAUACAACAUUUACAAUAUCAAAUCAAUGAAAUCAAUCAAAAGCAAAAAACCAAGCUACAUGAGUUUAAAAAUUAUUUAGAUUUGAAACUUGAUGAGUUUAGUUUAAAUUUUAAAAAAAUUGAUAAAGAUAUUGAAGAUUUGAAAAGGGAAAAUAACAAGAUAUUGGAUAGGGUUAACAAGAUAAAUAUUGGAGAUAUUGAAAUUUCUAAUGAUAAAUUACCAAUUUUAUUAGAUGAACAUAAUAAUAUCAAGGUUAUACCUGAAUUUUCAAGUUUUUUACAAAAAAAAAUUCAAGAUAUUAUAGAUGGAGAAAUUAAUGGAUCAAAAUUCAAAUUGAAUUAUAAAAGUUUUAUUGAAAAUCAUGUUGAAGAUAUAAUAAAUUCCAAAGUUGGGUUUAUGAAUAAAGAAGAGAUUUUGUCAUUAAUUACUUUACAAUUUCAAGAAAAUAAGAAAAAAUUGAUUAAUGAGAUCAAAUCAUUAACAAGAGUUAAUAAUAUUCCACAAAAAUUAGUGGAAACGGUUAAAGUUAAAAAACCUAAUGGUAAAAUAAAUUAUGGACAAGCUAUAUCAGGAGCUAGAAUUAUAAAUUAUUUAACAUCCAAGACUUUUAAACCAAGAUUUAAAAAGGGAUUAUGGGAUAUACUUGGGCUCAAUAGUAAUCAUGAUGAUAGUAAUGAAGUUGAAAUUUAUGAAAAUACAUCCCCAUUUAUUGUAUUAACAUCAGAUGAAGGAUAUUGGAGAAGUUCACAAAUUGAAAAUACACAAUUAAGUAUCAAAUUUUUAGAACCUAUUUAUAUGAAUGAGUUUCAAUAUUGUCAUGGGGAUGUCUUGAAUGGUGGUAUAAUUACUAGUUGUCCAAAGCAUUUAUCAUUAUAUGUUCAAAUGGAAGGUGGUGAAGCUAUGGGAGAUGAAGAGAUUCAAGGACAUUUUAAGAUUAGUGAGAUGGUUUAUGAUGUUAAUAAAUCAGAACAAGAGGAACAAGGUUUUGAAAUACCAGAAGAAGUUCAACGGAAAUUGGUUAAAUCUGUAAUCAUUGUGGCUAAAGAUAAUUAUGGGAAUGAGUUUUACACUAGUUUCCACAAGUUUAAAGUGUAUGGUAUGACUAAAUUUGAUUUAUACUCUGUGAAGAAGAUCUUGAACAAUGAUGAAAUAGAUGAUGCUAUCAAGAGACAAUACCAAGCCAAUGGAGUUAAAAGUUUUGGAGAUGAUCGAGUAGUGUAUAGCUGAGAAUGGGAAUGUUAUUGUUUGUGUGUUUUUAUUUCCGAAAGGGGAAGUCUAGCGUUUAAAACCGUUGGGAAAUGAUAACGAAAAGUUUCAAAUUUACAGGUGAAAUUUUGGAAUUUGCAAGAGAAUGAUGAAACAAAAGAGAAACAAAAGAGUGACAAGAGUCUUGUGUAUGGUGGAUUUGAUGGGUGUAUUGGGGUAAUUUAGUUUAGUUUGGAUUUAAUUUGUAGUUGUGUUUUUGGGUGUAGAUUGUUAAUAAGCCUGUAAUUCGUUUAAUAGUAGUUGUGGGUAUUAUUAACCGUUUCUUCCUGUUGAGAUAAAUAGGCAUCGACAUCCAUUUGAUCCAUUGAAUCAAUAUAAU
Hansenula anomala is the source of this 2092-nucleotide messenger RNA. It is a transcript of the gene MPS3, whose product is annotated as Mps3p. Lineage: Eukaryota; Fungi; Ascomycota; Saccharomycetes; Phaffomycetales; Wickerhamomycetaceae. Gene Ontology annotation, cellular component: nuclear envelope. Gene Ontology annotation, molecular function: protein-membrane adaptor activity. The record is from RefSeq and is a predicted model, not a curated record. Bases 55 to 1734 code for a protein of 559 amino acids. Gene Ontology annotation, biological process: nuclear envelope organization. The transcript has a single exon.